AGCUCAAAUUGAAGUAAUCCCAUGCAAGAUUUGCGGGGACAAAUCAUCAGGCAUCCACUAUGGGGUGAUCACUUGUGAAGGCUGCAAGGGCUUCUUCCGUCGAAGUCAGCAGAACAAUGCCAUGUACUCCUGCUCAAGGCAGAGGAACUGCAUUAUUGACCGAACCAAUCGCAACCGCUGCCAGCAUUGCCGCCUGCAGAAGUGUCUGGCACUGGGCAUGAGCCGUGAUGCGGUGAAGUUUGGCCGCAUGUCAAAAAAGCAGCGUGACAGUCUUUACGCCGAGGUUCAGAAGCACCAGCAGUCCCAGGAGCGAGCAGGGGGUCUUGGCAAUGGUAUAUCCAGCCACACUGGGGAUGAGGCUGGGGAGAACGGCAACGGGCACAGUCGGGCUUACAGUCGGGGCUCCAGCACCACCCUCAGCGAUCUGGAUGACAUUACCACACUACCAGACGGUCUUCUUUUUGAUCUGCCGCUCACACCGGAGGAAGCUGCAGAUUACUGCAGUUUAGAGUUAUUGGGAGGAAGCAGUGGGAACAGUUCGUCUUCCCAGAGUUCUCCUGAGUCAAACAGACAAGAGUUUGGUGACGUGACGCACAUCAAACACGAGUAUAUGAGCCCACACGAGUCUGGACUCUUCACUCGCUCGAUACUUAAUCCACCUGAAGGCUGCUCAUUGAUGGAAAUAGAACGGAUCACACAAAAUGUGAUAAAAUCCCACAUUGAGACAAGUCAAUACAGCACAGAAGAACUGAAAAGAUUAGCCUGGACCCUCUACACACCUGAAGAGAUCCGUGUCUACCAAAACAAGCCCACAGAGAUGCUGUGGCAGCAGUGUGCAGUGCAACUCACCAACGCCAUUCAGUAUGUGGUGGAGUUUGCCAAGCGAAUCUCUGGAUUCAUGGACUUGUCUCAAAAUGACCAGAUUAUCCUUCUGAAAGCAGGCUGCUUGGACGUGCUUUUGAUCCGAAUGUGUCGGGCCUACAACCCCAUCAACAACACGCUGUUGUUCGAUGGAAAGUUUGCAAGCCCACAGCUGUUCAAAGCACUCGGUUGUGAUGAUCUGGUGAGCGCUGUGUUUGAGAUGGCUAAAACCCUCAGUCGGCUGCAGCUGUCGGAAGAAGAGAUGGCUCUAUUUACUGCUACUGUGCUUCUGUCUCCAGACCGACCUUGGUUGACAGAUGCCCAGAAAGUGCAGAAGCUUCAGGAGAAGGUCUAUGUUGCUUUGCAACACUAUCUUCAUAAAAGCGGUGUCCAUGAGGAGAAACUGGCCAAGAUGGUCUCCAAGUUACCCAUGAUGAAGUCUAUUUGCAAUCUCCAUAUUGAUAAGCUGGAGUUUUUCCGCCUCCUUCACCCAGAAACAGCCUACAACUUCCCUGCUCUCUACAGAGAGGUUUUCUGCAGCGAGAUCACCUUCCCUGACUCCACCGAAGGCUAA
Molecule: messenger RNA, 1435 nt
Organism: Danio rerio (zebrafish)
Lineage: Eukaryota; Metazoa; Chordata; Actinopteri; Cypriniformes; Danionidae
Gene: rorca
Product: RAR-related orphan receptor C a
Biological process (GO): regulation of DNA-templated transcription; DNA-templated transcription; regulation of gene expression
Cellular component (GO): nucleus
Molecular function (GO): DNA-binding transcription factor activity; nuclear receptor activity; zinc ion binding
Source: RefSeq, marked validated